Molecule: messenger RNA, 5050 nt
Organism: Chroicocephalus ridibundus (black-headed gull)
Lineage: Eukaryota; Metazoa; Chordata; Aves; Charadriiformes; Laridae
Gene: CMKLR1
Product: chemerin chemokine-like receptor 1
Exons: 3
Coding region: 893-1978 (361 amino acids)
Biological process (GO): inflammatory response; positive regulation of cytosolic calcium ion concentration; phospholipase C-activating G protein-coupled receptor signaling pathway
Cellular component (GO): plasma membrane
Molecular function (GO): G protein-coupled receptor activity; complement receptor activity
Source: RefSeq, a predicted model, not a curated record
GAGGACAGCGGGUGACCCAGGGUGGGGACAGCACGGCGGGGUGGCUGGCAGCCACCUGCCUCCCCUUGGGCUCCCCAGCCGGGGCCGGCAUCACUCCGGAGCCCUCUGUGCUUCGUUAGCCAUCGUCAGGGCGGCGUGCUCCCGGCCGGCUUGGGGGUGGGGGGACGGCACAGGAAAGGAGGCCCCUUGGGAAGCGGCUUGUUGCUUCCUCGUGCUGGGUCGCGGCAGGAUCCGGGCCAGUGUUCCCAGCUCCCGGCGUCACACCCUCUCCCAGCUGUUGCUCGCCGAGCAUCGUGCUGCCAAGAAAACCCCGGCGAUGGAUGCUGCCGCCACUCCUUCCCCCUCCCUUCGCCCUUAAAGCCGGCGGGGAGCGGGGCUGUGCCUGCGCCUGAUCCUGCCGUGCUGGGCUCGGCGGGGGGAUGAGAGCCCGCUCGCUCCCCUUCAGCCUUCGGCACUGCUUCUUCCUCGCCGGGCACAGGGUGGCCCUGGCACCCCGACCUCAUCCUCCCCGGCGCGGAGCAGCGGGAGAGCGUGGCACCGCAUGAGGUACUCGGAAAGGUCACUGGAAGGCUCGAGCUCCAUCCCGUCCCUAGAUCUGCGCAGAGGGAGCUGCCGUUGUGCCCCGGGACGCUGAACCGCCGCCUCUCCCCGCGUCCCGCCGGGCGUCCGGCCGCACCGGGAGCACGGCGCCGCCCGGGAGAGGAGAGGUGAGAGGCUGCAACACCCGUUUCACCGGGGCUGGCAUCAGUGGGGCGCCUGGUCCACCGCCUGACGGAUUUUCAGCCCGACUUGCUGGGUGCUCGGGAGAAAAAAAAAAAGAGUAGAGACACGCAGAGAAACACCACCAGCUGGAGAGCCCGGGACUGACCAGGCUGUAGUUUGUUCACAGAUAAUGGCACUUUCCAAUUUGUCCAAUUACUUGGAUGAUAUGGAUAACUACAGUGACUACCCAGAUUACACCUAUGAGGAGACCGGCAGCAUGUGGACAGACCCGUCCCACGACCCGAAGGACGUUGCGAGGAUCCUCUCCGUCGUCAUCUACACUGUGUCCUGCGUGUUGGGCAUCCUGGGGAAUGGCCUCGUCAUUGCAAUCAUAACCCUGAAGAUGAAGAAGUCGGUCAAUGCCAUCUGGUUCCUCAACCUGGCCGUUGCCGACUUCCUCUUCAACAUCUUCCUGCCCAUAAACAUUGCUUACACGGCCAUGCGGUACAACUGGAUCUUUGGGACAGUCAUGUGCAAGUUGAACUCUUUCCUCCUGAUCCUCAACAUGUACACCAGUGUCCUUCUGCUCACCACCAUCAGCUUUGAUCGCUAUGUGUCAGUGGUUUUUCCUGUCUGGUCUCAAAACCAUCGGUCGACCAACCUAGCAUAUUUAGUUUGCUUGAUUAUCUGGACCAUCGGCAUCAUUAUGAGCUGCCCAUCUCUUGUCUUCCGAGACACGGCACAAGCCCGCAACUCUGUGAUUUGUUUUAGCAACUUUUCCCUCUCCAGGAAUAAGUCUUACCAAGCCCUGGCACUAAUGAGGCACCGAACAGUGAACAUCACCAGGUUCCUUGCUGGGUACGUCCUUCCCAUAACCAUCAUCACUUUCUGCUACAUUGCCAUCGUCUUCAACUUGCGUCGAAACCGCCUUGCCAAGUCCAAAAAGCCCUUCAAGAUCAUUGUCAGCAUUAUAGUCACCUUUUUCCUUUGCUGGAGUCCCUACCACCUUCUGAACCUCCUGGAAACAAAGCCCGACAUGAUCCCACGCUCUGUGUUUGAGAUCAGCAUCCCCAUAACCACAGCGCUCGCUGCCUCCAACAGCUGCAUGAACCCCGUCCUCUACGUCUUCAUGGGCCAGGACUUUAAGAAGUUUAAGGUGACCAUCCUUUCCAGAUUGGUGAACGCCCUCAGUGAGGAGACGGGCCACUCCAGCAUAGUUCACAGGAGCUUCUCCAAGAUGUCUUCAAUGACUGAGAAGGAGACGACAGUCCUCUAAACUCAACCUGGAUGCCUGCAGGAGGGCCAUAGUCCUCCACUGUUGCCCAUGCCCACUGCUUUGAUGGUGGCAACCCCUGCAGUGCCCCUUGGUGUGGGACAAGCAUGGUCCAACGCUGUCCUAUAGCAUAUUCUUUGACUGGUCUUGCUGGCUGGGGGCUGGCAGGUGUUGGAGACCACCGCUCUGUGCCCGUGGAGAAGAUACAACUGCCCUUAAUCUGUCUUUAUGAUUGCCAAGAUGGUUGCACCAAACUAUUUAAGAAAACAUUUCAGGGCAUUCCUGUCCAAUCUAUGCAUUGCCUGGCCUGGCAAGGCCCUUCCUGCUGUUUCCAGAGACAUCUUUAUGGGGAGACUGGGCAGAGGACUCGUCUGGGAAGGCACCUCCACUGCCAGGCUCCCGAGAUGGGUGGCUGGGUGGGCACUCAUCGUGGAAGAUACCUGCUACAGCAAAACUGGUGACACUCUUCCUAUGUCCUAUGUACGCAUAUAGUACUCAUGUUAAAGUCCUAAAGUAUAUUGGUACUAGCACAAUAUGUUCUUAACUGUUUUGUGAGCACUUUGCACCCAGAGAGGCCCUGGCAAGUGUCUUCAUAAGAGGGGUGUGAAUAGCCCAGCCUUGAUGAACUGGGAAAUCUUGCAUGUCUUCUAAGUGAUCCAGACCCAGGGCCACCUGCCGGAGUGGGGAAUUGGGCUCGCGCACAAGGUCGCUGACAUGGAAAACUGGGCGAAGGAAAAAAAAGAGGGAAAAAUUCAUUUGAGGCAUCUUUUGAACAAGCCCUGCUUUGAUGGGCGUGUUUCACACGGUACAUUUUGGAGAUCGGUUUGAUGCUUGGGACCGUGAGUACCGGAGGGUCCUUGCAAAGUGCCCGGGUGGCACCAGGGAGCAGGUCCAUGGGCUGGAGGGUACAGUCCUGGGGGAGGGCCUGCUGUGCCCUCCUGGAUCCAGGUGGACCCAGAGACUGGCUACACUGAUGGCUGCUCCCUGGUGUGGUCAGUCGGUCAUAUGGGAAGAUUUUCCCUCUUCCUGACCAGCAAGCCCAUCGCCAGUGGGAGACUCUGCUGCCGCACACAAAUCUCUGAGGUGAAGGAUGGGGCGAGCCACCAUCUCUGUCCAAUUUCAUGCACAGUUAAUUUGGGAGAUCCGUCACCAUUUGGGCUUCUUGACUGUGACGCCGGUGUCACACUUAUUUAUGUGUUGGUUUGUCCGUGUCACCCACAGCCUCUCGCUCCCAGGGAAGUGAGGAAUGACCGAGUCCUCCACCUGCGCCGGGUGCCGGAGCAGAGCCGAUCCCUGGAGCUGGGUUUGGGCGGUCCCCAGUGGCACCAGGGACAUUUCAGGGGGUCCCUGGGGACCUCAGCCCAUGCGAUGCUGGGGGGAGCUUCGUGCAGGGGCCGGCACACUGUGAACUGAGAGUCUGCUCACAGGUGCCCGCAAAGGCUGAGAUAUUUAUUUAUAGCUUUUUUAAAAAAAUAAAAGAUGGUGAAAAAAAGUGAAGAGGCAGCUCCUAGGAAAAGGUACGGAGCUAUUUACAGGCUCGCAACAGCAGAUCCUGCCAGACACAGAUAUAAACCGAAUCACAAAGCCCCGGUAAUUGAGCUGCAGCCCUGAGCUGCGGGAAUGCCGUGGAUAAUAGCGGACGCUGUGGCGGGAGCUGGAUUUCAGGCGGAUUAUCGGGCGUCCCCUCCGCCCCCAGCACUGCCUCGCGGAUCCACCUUGAUCUGCAUAACCUCGUUAGCGUCGGCAUGAUGGGGAGAGAGGGGGAGCACCCCGCGAAGCUGUCGGGGUGCUCCUCUCCCAUCACACAGGUGCAGAGGGACGUUGUAGCAUCCCUGCCCGCAGCAUCCCUGCCCAGCCCUGCCAGCCCCCGGUGCUGCCCGCAUCGCCCCUGGGAUGAGGCUGCCGAUGGAUCCGGUGGGUUUGGCUGCAGUUUUGGUGCUGCCGGAUGGUGUUUGCUGGGGCGUUUUUGUCCCCCACACCGGGGCAUGGAGGUGCCCGUCCUCACCAGUGUUGCGGGGGAUGCUGCAGAUCCGGUCUGCUAAAAGUGGGGUGCAGAGGGGUGGGGGAUUUAUCCUGAAAAUAAAGGCUGUCCAGCCUGAGGGGCACGCAGCGGCGGGAUGGGGAUUAUAAGGCAAAUUAAUGGCAGAUUGGUGACUGCCACCUGUUGGGUGCUGCUCUCAAUAACACGGGGCGGCUGCAGGGCACCCGGCACCCAGCAGCAGGCAUCCCCCCCGGGGGCUGGGAACCGGCAGGCUGAGCAGUGCCAGAUGCUUCCCCGGGGAGCGAUGCCCCGUCCCUGGGCCGCACGACAAGCCAUGGCUGCUCCCAGUGCCGAGCCACCUUCCGGGACCGUCCGUGUGGGGUUUUUCCCCCAAAACCUGUGCACGGUCCGUAGCCUUGGAAGAUGCUGUGAGCGAGGAGGCUGCAGGGGAGGAGGCUGCAGGGGAGGAAGGCUUUGGUGGCUCCCCUUGCUCACGUUACACUUAUUUAAUUACCUGCUGAGAGGUCGCAGGUCUCCUAUUAGUCGGACAGGACAGACGGGACGCACAGGGCAGAUGGAGAGAGGAGGGAGGGGGACACACAGAGGAGGAGCCCAGGACCCGCUUAGGGGACAGGGGGGACAGGGAGCACCCCGGAGCCAGCAGCCUGAUGCUUUUUGGGCUCGGGGUUCGGGGCAGCCGAAGAGCUGGGGCAGGAACAGCCAAUGCAUCUGGGCUCGCUUUUCCCUGCACCAGGAUGGGUUUGGGGACAGCGUGGGACGGGGGGGAGCUGGGCAGCCCUUAUGCCCCCAGGACCUAGUGCCAUUGCCCCUCGCUCCGGCAAUGUGAUGCUCCCAGGCCGCGCUGGAGUGGGGAUGCUCCUCGCUAAUUUUCCUGGCUGGAUUUUGCAAGCCCGUCUAUUAUUAAGCCGCAAACGGCUUUCCAAAAAAAAAAAAAAAAAAAAAAAAAGCGAUGACUUGGUACAUAACCUUGGGUUAAAUCAUCAUUAUAAUGACAGCUUGGGAAACCUAAUAUUUGAGUUCAUCUUUGUAGCUGUGUUUGCCUAUUUAAUAAAAAUACCUGUUUUACAUACAAA